Messenger RNA from Vitrella brassicaformis, 3123 nucleotides. The record is from the annotation of a GenBank genome assembly. Lineage: Eukaryota; Vitrellaceae.
GAGAGAGAUGCAUCUUCAAUGCAGAAGGGUUUCAUGAAAGAUCCACCAAGUAAGCGCAUGAUUCAUCGCUUGUGGCUGCUUGCGGAUGUGCUUGUCCGUUGAUGAUCAGGUCUGUCUGUCUGUGUCUGCCUGUCACACAGCUGUCUAGAGGGAGAGCCUGUGUGAGAUAGAGAAGCGAAGCGUCGAUGGAGCGUGUGCGUCAUGAGAAUGAGCUGCUUCGCAUGCAGCUUUCGGGCCAGCCCUUUCCGCCCUGCCUCUCCAUUGCUGACGUCCCUGGCGCCGGCAUCGGUGUGUUCGCCAACCAAGAUAUCAAGGAGGGGCAGAUUCUCGUCGAGGAAGCCGCCUGUCAAGGCUGGGCAGCGCCCUUUCUGUGGGCGGAAAACGUCGCGCGUUUCUACUGCUCUUACUGCUUCUCUCCGCUGCCUCUCGAGGUCAAGGACCGAAGCGGCGACGAUCGACCACCGGCCACGGCUUCUGAGAAGCCCGUCGAGCUGGAGUUGACGGCAAUCGACGCAUCAGAAGGGGCGCUUGUCUUUUCCUCAUCGUCGUCCAGUGGCGCAGUGAAUGACGGCGAAUGCGCACCGUGUGUGGAGCUGGAGCUUACUGUGCUGUUCGUGAGCUGCUUGCGAGCGAGUGAAGGGUGCUCGGAGAGGUACUGCCACGAAGAUUGCAGAGCCGCAGCCGAUGCAGAGGUGAGAAGGGGCGUGGGUGUCUGCCUGUCUGUCUAUUGCUCAUCCUUUAUGCAUGCAUGCCUGUGUGUGUCUGCGUGCAGUUUCAUUCCCGGCUUUGUCGCGCAACAGACUGUGGAGCUCAGUACGCCGGGCUGGCGCUGUCAAGCGACAACGAAUAUUACCUGCUGGCGGCAAAGAUGUUCGCCCAGUACGCCGUGGGCAUCAAUGGCGGCGAAACCUUCCCAUGGGCACCCCUACGCUCACAGCCUUGGUACGUCCCCCACGAUGGUGCAGUCAUGUCGACACUCUUGUCUGUGUACACACAUAGGUGGAGGACAAUGCAGCGGCCCACCUACAGCAGCAGCAGCAGCAGCAGCGACUCUGACGACAGCAGCGACAGAGGGCAGGCUGAGGGACGGGAUGAGCCGUCAUUGAUUGAUGAGGCGGGCCGUGCCGAGCUGGAUGCGUUCUACCGCAAUGCUGUCAAGGACCAGACACGCACCGCUGCACACCGGCUACAACAAAUGUUGCCAGGUGCGCCGCUGUGUGAAUGCCAUCGGCGGAUUCACCUCCACGCACGUAUUGCUGAUGUUGUGUACGUGUGUGUUUGGGCGCAGAGAUAGCUGAUGUCUUGACGGUUGAGGCGCUGGCCGAGUGUAUCGGUGCCAUCCGUGUCAACGCCCUCUCAUUCACUGUCCGGCACCAUGCCGUCACCGUGGAUGUGGAGUCCGGGCGGGCCUGGGCAGACCAGGAACACGACACGACGAGCUUGCAAGGUCAGCCCACGCACCAGACCAGCCACACGGAAGAUAAUGCACCGUGGGCCUUUGUGCGAAUUGUGUCUGUUAUGUGGCCAUAUACAUGCAGUCCAAGACCACUUUGCCGAGUCGCUGAAGGUCCACGUGCGUGUCCCAUCCUCCCCGUCCGAUGCUCCUUCCACCGCCCGAUGCUCCUUUCAGCUGCCGGCCCUGUCUGGAUUUGCGAUCUUCCCAUUCCAAUCAUGUUUCAACCACAAAUGCCCCGAUGCGACCGCACAGCCGUCCGCACCAAACUGCUACUGUGUGGAGCCAUCCAUCGCCGUGACAUCGGCGCGCGGCGAGACGGCAGGGGGGCCGAGAAUGGCCAUACGUUGCUGCGUGGUGGCUGCGAGGGAUGUGGCCAAGGGAGAGGAACUCUCUAUCGAUUACCUCGUCGGUAAGUCAGAGAGAAUGGCUGAACUUGUGUGUCUUGAUGUGUUGAAUAUGGAACGUACAGGCAAGGAAAGCGGGACGGCGGCUGCAGCGGUGGAGCGGCGUGGCAUCUUGCUCGGACAGUACGGCAUCUGUUGCCGGUGUUCGUUGUGCUUCCAUCCCUCAGAGAGUAGUAGCCGCUCUUGACAUGCCAGUGCAUCUGUGAGAGGGGGCAGCUGUGGAUAGAUGCGUUUGUCUAUCUCGCAUUACUGAUAUUCACAUGACUGAUGGACAGUGCAUGAGCCGUUGGCCAACGGACGAAACGUCGUCUCGACUUUUUCCCCCACGCCCCUCCUUUGUUUGUGCACUCGGUGACGAGGCCACCAAAAGGGCCCAUCGUCACUGACUGCAGGUGAGUUGCGGACAUCGCUUUCGUUCCUGACCAUCCUUCUUGCUGUCUGAUGCGCCCCACAGGAUCAUGGACACGGGAGGCCAAACCGGCGUGCCCAUGGUGGGCUCCAGAUACUACAAUGCCAAAUGCUUGGUAGGCAACUGGUUCGAAGCCCGGCUGGAGAAGCCGUUUGUGGAAUUCGAGGAGGCCACCCGCCCCCAGACGACCCCAUCCUCCAUCGUCAGCGGCGGCCCGAAAGGCACAUACAGCACUGCAGGAGGGUAUGUUCUGUGGCCUGACCCACAGUGUGAGGAAUGUAGCUGGAUGCAUGGAUGUGUUGUCGCAGCGAAUACGGAAUCUGGGCUCGACCGUACCGAACUACCAGGUACCGCGCUGACCUCUGUGGCUCGAUUGUCAACUACGGGUGGGAGACAACGCAACGAACAUACUCACUGCAUUGGCCUGGUGUGCAUAUAAGUUGUCGCUUCCUGUCUGUCGUUCUUGCAUCAAUGGUAGUGAGUAUGACAGACAGAUGUGGCUGACGCGCUAUCGCGAAGACUACAUCGCGCCAAAGAACAUGGUGGGGAGGAAAGAUGGAGAAGGAAAUUCUCAGUGGGUCAGGAGGUUGGUUUGUGUGUGUAUAGGUCCCGCCACGCAGGCUGAGGCAGACGUACCUCACAGCCGAUGCGCAGAAGCUGAGUGACUACAUAGACACCUGGACACGAGGCAAGGUCGGCAGCAAGUGAGAUUUGUCUGUAGAGUGAUAUGUAGCCAUGUUAAUGCAGUCCAUCGACAGCAGCUGUCUCGACCAUAUCUUGAACGAGCACUGAACACUGCAUGGACUCAUCUGCGUCACAAAGCGUCACAAGUAACAGUGUAUAAGGGCCUGGAU